UUUACCUAUCAUUUAAGUACUCGUCUGUAAGCUGUGGUGUACUGGUUCUGCGAGUUGUGUGUUUUUAUUCGUCUUAUCAACGUCUUGGUGCCAAUCAUGUCUAGAAGACAUUUAAGGAAGGUAUUUGGGAAUUCAUCCAAUAGUACGGAUAUCGUUGUCUCAGACAGUGAGGAGUAUGAGUCUGAUACGCCUAGAACUAAUUCAUAUGCAGUUUUGGACAAUAACUCCUCUGAAUCAGAAUCUGAAAGUGCAGCAGCUGUUAUAGAACCUCCCAUAGCUAAGUCUGAUAUUGAUGAAGGGAAGAAGAAAGAGAAAAAGAAGAAAAACAAACAAAGACGAAAAUCAAACAAAUCUCAAUCUGGUUUGGUUGAAGACAUUGAUGUAUUAGUUCGAGAGGUCAACGCAGUACUCGGGGAGCCUUCUUGCGCAGUGAUACCUGAGAAGGAACCGAAACAAAAUAAAUUUGAAACAUUAUUUUCAAUUAACAAAAAACAUCUUAACUCGACAAAUGAACUGGACAGAUUUUUUGGUGCUGAGAAAAAAAAACACAACCAGGCUAAAGAUAAAGAUACUUUAAGGAAUCAAAUUGCCCCUUAUAGUGAAAAGUUUAAGGUUAAGGGAAUGUCUAUGUCCGUAAAUCGCAUAGAAAAUGGGUUCACGUAUUACUGUUACGACCACAGUAGCGAUUACCAGCAACGGCACAAAGAUCUGUUACAGGAUAUAGAUGAGAGGCAGGAUAUAUUGGAAUCUCCAUUGCAAACAUCCUUGAAGAACAUGCAUGUCGAAGGAAUACUAGAGGCUUUCGUGCUGUUCUGCCGAGGGGAGGACUACAACGCCGCCAAUAUGGCUCUUGAACAAAUAAUCUCGUACCUACAGUUUGUUGCACAUCCCUUCUUUAACAUAGCUAAUCUCAAAACUCGAUUGGAAUACAGAAUUAUGGAGAACAGGCCCUUUCACAUCUCAGUGCUACUAUAUAGCCACAUUUUGAGUAACAAGGCAUGCCAUAGAACGGCUCUGGAGCUAGCCAAGAUGCUCUUAAACCUUGAUCCUUCGGACCCUUUGGACAUUAUGUUCAUAAUAGACACUUUUGCUAUAAGAGCUCGUGAAUACGCAUGGUUAAUAGAAGCUGUAGACUGGUUCGACAAAGAAUUGAGUGUUAAAUACCUAUUUAACAUAAAGUUGUCGUAUGCCCUGGCACAUUUUCACAUUGCAAUCAAAAAUAAAGAAGAUUUACAGACUGCAGAUAACCUGCUUAAGAAGGCGUUGAUAAUGUACCCAGUGGCGCUAAAUCUGCUUAUUCCCGCCACCGCACACAAAGACGAAAAAUCUAAAAUACUUAUUUCUCACCCUAUCUUCAAUUACCGAGCUAUUAACGAAACAUACAAGCCUCUGUACGAGUUGAUCGCCCUGUACGCAGCGUUCCUUGGCCCGCGGUGGAACGAGCCCGACGUGUUGAAGUGGUUGGUGCGGAAUGCUCUGGAGUUGAUCGACAAAUACGAUAACGAUCCAACUGUAAAGGAGGCGUUUGCAAGCAAGAAAUUGGUGCGUCAGUCUCUGUUCCGCACGUGGCCGAUUCAGAUGUACCGCCAUCUUUGCCUGCUCAAACCACUCUCUAACUUGCUUGUCGAUGGGGCAGUGCCAUACAUACCUGGAUAUGAACAAGUACAUUGCUUCAACCCCGCACCCGAUGAUGACAGCGUAAAUCGCUAUAAGUACAAGGACUCUCGUGUAUUUAUUAUGAUAGAAGGAGCAACAGUGAUGCCGCACGGUCAUCCAACUUCGAUAUUUUGUAUCAUUGCAACAGAAUUUUGCGAGCGGUUUUCCUUUUGCGGCUUAAGAACUAUUCUGUCGUUAUAUCUGCGAAACGUUCUGUGUCUCCACGAGAACGCUGCCACUGUGGUCUACCAUAUAUUUAUCAUGAUGUGUUAUACUAUGCCUCUGAUGGGAGCUAUACUGGCGGACAACUUUAUUGGCCGAUACAGAGUAAUUCUAUAUUUCUCUGCGGUCUAUUUUGUUGGGACUAUACUCUUGUGUUGUUCUGCGAUACCUCCAUUAAUGUUAUCGCCAACCUCAAUGUCGAUGAUUGGUCUGGCAUUAAUUGCUACGGGUACUGGAGGAAUUAAGCCCUGCGUGGCAGCCUUUGGGGGUGACCAGUUCCGGUUGCCAGAAGACAACAGCCGUCUACAGAAGUUUUUUUCAACAUUUUAUUGCAUCGUAAACCUGGGAGGCUUUAUGGGUAUGAUUGUUACGCCGGCUCUGCGAAGGAGUGUCAUGUGUUUCGGCGAUGAUGCCUGCUAUGCACUCGGCUUUGGGUUUCCGGCGAUACUGGUUUUAAUUUCCAUCGUUAUUUUUGUGAUGGGAAAGCCCUGGUACAGGAUUAAAAAACCACGAGACAAUGCAACGUUGAAGUUUGUUGCUUGCGCAUGGUUUGCUUUCAAAAAACGCCUACAUUACGACAGCAGUGCUGACGGUCCGCGUCUGGAACAUUGGCUGGAUUACUCAAUUGAGGAGUAUGGAGAAAAACUUGUUACCGAUAUGAAAAUCGUAUGCUCCAUAUUAUAUUUGUACCUGCCUGUACCGAUAUUUUGGUCGCUCUUCGAUCAACAGGGAUCUCGCUGGACGUUUCAGGCUUCCAGAUUGCGAAGCGAAGUUUUUGGUAUAACUCUAAUGCCUGAUCAGCUGCAAGUGAUGAAUCCUGCAAUGGUGUUAUUCAUGAUACCAGUGUGUCCUGGCGGUGUCUGGCCAGUUUUACCUGAACUCUCGUCUCUUAAUAAAAUGUUCAUUGGAGGAAUACUAGCGGCGAUGGCUUUCUUCUGUGCUGGCAUACUUCAGAUAAGCAUAGAGCGAUCGACAUUACAAGUACCAGGGCAACAUCAAACGGGAAUAAUUUUGCUCAACACUCUGGCGUGCUCGAUGGAGUUGGAGGUGAUGGGGGAAGGCCUGGUUCUUGUCGAGCAAGGCGGCACGGCCCUCAUGACGCCACUGCCACGUCGCACCUACGCCAUUGUUGCAACCUGCCCGAGGGAUUGCGCCGGCAGGAUUAUGAAACGACACAGCAUUAAACUUAACUUGAGAACUGUGGCGGGAAUGUUCAUGCCAUUAAUCAUCGGGCAAAAUUCUGACGACCAGUUAUCAUUUUACUUCAUGGACCCAGGACCGUUUUCGAAGUCACUUACUGGUAAACCAAAGUUGAAGGUCGUGUACAUAGGCGAUACCGGACCUAACAAGAACGUUUCUAUAGAGGUGGAAUCUGAGAAGCAAUUAUGUGAUAUAUACUACGUUUCGGACGCGCCCGUCGAUCAUAUCGGCGAGUCUGCCUACAUGUGCCUUCAGCCGGGAAAAUUUGCAUGGCGUGCCAACAGCGCUGGUGGCGAAGUAUCGGGCAAUGGAGAAGGGGAACUUCGUGCUGGAGGUGUAUACGUGCUAUGCAUUCGUGAGCGGCUCGGCAGACUCGACAUGGCAGUAUUACACGCGCCCAACCCCCCUAACGAAUUGAAUCUCGCAUGGAUAGUACCCCAAUACUUGCUAGUUUCAAUGGCGGAGAUUAUGUUUGCAGUGUCGGGCCUCGAAUUCUCGUUUACCCAAGCUCCGAAAAGUAUGAAAACGAUCACAAUAGCCGCUUGGUACAUGUCCGUUGCGAUUGGUAAUCUCAUCGUGAUACUCGUUGCGCAAACUAAGAUAUUCGAAUCUAGAGCAAUGGAGUUCUUUGUGUACGCCGGCGUGUUGACAGCUGCUAUGUUGAUAUUCCUGCGUCUAGCUCACGGUUAUUGUUCAAGAACAAUGGAGGGCGAUGGCUCCUCAACUGAAAGCCAUCCCUUACUGCACAGACAUUCCAGGGCUCUAUCAGUUCACUCUGCGACUACAAGUUCUCGUCCAUACAGCUGUGUCAGCCGCGACAGUAGUGCGGCGUCGUGCCUGGGCCAUAUGGAGCGUUCACGAACAGCAGCCUGGCCCAUAUAUACUGUUGUACAUGUUGGUACACCUACUAGUAGUACCACCGACAAGAAGGCGACUACUUUGGCGAAGGAUUAACUGUUUGGCAACGACAAGUUUAAAACGGCAGCAGAAUGCGACAAUGUUGACAAUCUACACAUUCAUAUAUUAUCUAGCCCACUAACCCGCAUUGGAGCAGCGUGGUGGGUCUAUGCUUUAAAACCGUCUCUCCUAAGAGGCCUGUGUCCUGCAGUAGGGUA
Molecule: messenger RNA, 4193 nt
Organism: Pararge aegeria (speckled wood butterfly)
Lineage: Eukaryota; Metazoa; Arthropoda; Insecta; Lepidoptera; Nymphalidae
Product: solute carrier family 15 member 2-like
Exons: 29
Coding region: 97-4032 (1311 amino acids)
Biological process (GO): transmembrane transport; oligopeptide transport
Cellular component (GO): membrane; RQC complex
Molecular function (GO): transmembrane transporter activity
Source: RefSeq, a predicted model, not a curated record